Messenger RNA from Nicotiana tabacum (common tobacco), 621 nucleotides. Its product is annotated as 21 kDa protein-like. NCBI's taxonomy places the organism in Eukaryota, Viridiplantae, Streptophyta, Magnoliopsida, Solanales, Solanaceae. The record is from RefSeq and is a predicted model, not a curated record. Gene Ontology annotation, biological process: negative regulation of catalytic activity. Gene Ontology annotation, molecular function: enzyme inhibitor activity.
AACCAAAAACAGUACAGCCUAAAAAACAUGAGAUCAAAGGACUCUUCAUAAUGCUUUAAGUACUGCAUGCUUGGAAAAAAAAGAAGCUAAAUACAAUAAACCAUGAAAACCUCACAUCCUCUUUCCCUCUUCUGUAUCCUUUUCGCCGCCGUUCUCCUCCACCUCCGCCUUGUCCCGUCGUUUGCUCUCCUCGACCCUACCAUGUUUUCAUCAGUUGCCAUCGUUCCUAAUGCUGCCGCUCCUCAACCUCUAAAUCCUGGAUUUGUCUCUGCUGACACAGACUAUAUUCGCUCGAGUUGUAAAACCACCAUGUAUCCUGCUACCUGCUACCAUUCACUUAAUCACUAUGCCACUGCAGUACAACAAGACCCUGCUCGACUAGCUCGUGUAGCCGUCGGAGUCAGCCUAGCCAAAGCCAAGCGCAUUGCAGCUUUCCUUUCCAACCAAUCACGCGAAGCUGACUAUGGAGCGCAACCACGAGUUGUAGCUGCGCUCCAUGAUUGCUUCUCAGUUUUUGGUGACACCAUCGAUCAAAUACGUGAUUCAUUGAGUCAGAUGCGUAAGCUCGGUGGCUCCAGCGAGUCGUUGAGGUUUCAGAUGAGUAACGUUCAGACAUGGAUG